AUGGCAUCAUCAGGGGUGCAGAUCAUGUGCAUCUUUUUAGGGAUUUUGGGUCUAGUGGCCGCCAUUGUGACCUGUGCUAUCCCUAAGUGGAAGGUGUCAGCCUUCAUUGGACAAAACAUUGUCACCGCCCAGAGUGAAAACGAGGGGCUGUGGAUGUCAUGCGUGACGCAGAGCACGGGACAGAGGCAGUGUAAAACCUACGAUUCGCUGCUUAUCCUCAGCGCGGACCUGCAGGCUGCCCGGGCCUUGACCAUCAUCUGCAGCUUGUUGACGUCCUUGUCCAUCCUCAUACUGUUCGCUGGAGCUGACUUCACAACAUGCGUGGAAAACCCCGACGCAAAGCCGAAGAUCUGCCUGGUGGCCGGAAUCUGCCUGCUGGUGGCCGGAGUCCUUCUGAUUAUUCCCGUCAGCUGGUCGGCCCAUCACGUGGUGAGAGACUUCAAAAGCCCGUUGGUUCCUAGCAGCAAUAAGAGAGAGCUGGGUGCCUGUAUCUUCAUUGGCUGGGCAGGUGGAGCCUUGCUGCUCUUGGCUGGUGGGCUGCUGUGCUGUUUCAGUCGGCCACAGUCUGGAAACUCUAACCACACUGCAAAGUACUACAGCAACAGUGACCAUUCAAACAAGAACUACGUCUAGAGUCAAGGAGGGGGCUCAUUAGCUGCACUGAGCAUAGCUGGAAUGAGAGUGCGUGUGCGUG
Messenger RNA from Chanos chanos (milkfish), 694 nucleotides. It is a transcript of the gene cldni, whose product is annotated as claudin i. Gene Ontology annotation, cellular component: bicellular tight junction; membrane. NCBI's taxonomy places the organism in Eukaryota, Metazoa, Chordata, Actinopteri, Gonorynchiformes, Chanidae. The coding region runs from base 1 to 633 and encodes 210 amino acids. The record is from RefSeq and is a predicted model, not a curated record. The transcript has 2 exons. Gene Ontology annotation, molecular function: structural molecule activity.